Molecule: messenger RNA, 2044 nt
Organism: Uranotaenia lowii
Lineage: Eukaryota; Metazoa; Arthropoda; Insecta; Diptera; Culicidae
Product: gamma-butyrobetaine dioxygenase-like
Exons: 3
Coding region: 586-1947 (453 amino acids)
Biological process (GO): carnitine biosynthetic process
Cellular component (GO): mitochondrion
Molecular function (GO): oxidoreductase activity
Source: RefSeq, a predicted model, not a curated record
UCUAGGUGCCUACCGAAAGGUGUAAAAAAAAUUAAAUGAAAUUACAGUUAUCUGUCUUUCCUUAUUACGUAUUCACCGAAAGCAUGGCGCGUCCUUCCAAAAAGCAACAUUCUCUCCAUUUGGAACCAUCAAUUGAACGUAUCCCCAUCGUUUAGUUAGUGACCAAAUUUCGGACAGUUCAGAUGUGGAUGUGAGUGAGGUUCAAAGCAGGAGGAAUACGCAAAAAAAAAGAUUGUUGAUAACGACAACAACAAUAAUAACCAGAAAGCCGGUUCGUUCCAGCACGCCACGCAACUUUUUUUUUUCUUCGGAGGUUGUUGUUCUGUUGAUUGAGGGAGUUCGUUGGGAUAACUAAAAGCAAGAAAUUGAAGAAGACGGUUGUUCCCGAAAUAAGAGAUUCGUUGAUGUGAGAAGCGCUGCGUCUGCAGUUAGGUACUACGACGAUUGGGGCAGAUUUGAAUUUCAGACUCUGCCGGUUUGAAUUGGGUUUCGUGUGUGGUGGUUCUGUGUUCUGAUUCAAAGCGAGGAGCUUACCUGCUGGAGACAUUCUCGAAAUUGGUGUUGAGUUGUGCGGAUUGAAUCACAAUGUUAUCCCGGCAAUUAUUUUCCCAGCUAGUGAGAGGCCAACGGCGGGUUGUUCCGUUGGCUAACUCUUUUCCUCGCAACACGGCAGGAGUUCAGCUUCAAGCAGCCAAUCGUCAUGUACAUACCGAUUCCGGGUCCCUGAAGCGGCCCCACAGAUCCUCCGAGGUCCACACCGUUCCACGUAUUCGGGCGGCUUAUCAAUCGCAGUGCAGUGAACACAAUCACAAGAUGGUGGUGGUUGAGAUUUCCGAUGGCAGUCGAUACGAAUAUCCACUGGUUUGGCUGCGAGAUAACUGCCAAUGUGAGAGUUGUUACCAUGCCGGAUCGAAUAGUCGAAUUCUGGACUGGGAGCAUUUCGAUGUCGAGCAUCUGCAGUUGAAAAGCUGCGCGGAAUCCGAUCAUGGCAACAAGAUUAAGCUGGUCUGGAGCGAUGGACAUAAAUCGCAGUUCGGCAUAGAUUGGUUGGUGGAGAGGAAUUUCAGUGAGGAAAAUCGGCAGGAUUACCUGAAGGAGUGGUAUCGGCCACAGGCCAGAUUGUGGGGUAAACAGGACUUCCGGGAUAUUCUAAGGGAGUUUCAGUUUGCCGAUGUCAUCAACAGCGAUGAAGCGCUGAAGGAGUGGAUUGAAGCGUUGAGUCGCUAUGGGUUGGCACUGAUUCGGAAUGCUCCUUUGACCGAAAACGAGUGCCGCAAGCUGGCCGAUCGAGUGGGAUUCAUUCGGAAAACGCAUUACGGAGAGGAAUUCAUCGUCCAAGCAAAAGAGGGCACCAGUAACGUGGCCUAUCUCUCAACGCCGCUGCAAAUGCACUCAGAUCUACCGUACUACGACUACAAACCGGGAUGCAAUUUACUGCACUGCCUGGUCCAAUCUCAAUCCGCCGGUGGUCAGAAUCUCAUAGCCGACGCAUUUUAUGUGGCCGAACUGAUGCGCCACGAACUGCCGGAGGACUUUGCCAUUUUGGCUGGAACGCUGGUCAAUUGGACGGAUCUCGGUCAGGAUGAGGGUGGCCAAUUCCACAGCAUCUACCGGGCACCGGUUAUUUGCGUUGGUCGGGAUGGCAACUUGGAGCGGAUUAAUCACAGCGUACCGCAGCGAGAUAGUUUCUUCAACAUUCCGGUUGAAAAGGUGGAACCCUGGUACCGUGCCAUGUCCACCUUCGUGCGGUUGAUUCACCGGGAGGCGGUUGAAUUUAAAACGGCUCCGGGGGACAUCUUGACCUUCAGCAACAUUAGGAUGGUUCACGGUCGGACUGGGUACAGCGACACCGAAAGCAAUACCCGACACAUCGUCGGAGCCUAUCUGGAUUGGGACGAAAUCUACUCCAAGCUGAGGGUGCUGAAAAGAAAACUUUCGCAGGAGUAGAAGUGAGAUUGGGGUUUGACUUGAACAAUAUUUUUAACUAGUUUUUUGGGUUUUGUACGUACCGCUUUGAAAAAUCGGACAAAUGUAUGCAAGUUGG